Pieris napi is the source of this 1628-nucleotide messenger RNA. RefSeq lists its product as uncharacterized. The record is from RefSeq and is a predicted model, not a curated record. Bases 197 to 1483 code for a protein of 428 amino acids. The transcript is spliced from 2 exons. Lineage: Eukaryota; Metazoa; Arthropoda; Insecta; Lepidoptera; Pieridae.
UUGCAUGUGGGCAAAUCGAAUAUUCGAAAAAGAAAAUCAAAAAGAAGAAUAUGAAAAAAAAUAGAAUUCGAUUUUCUCACAACUGCUUCUGUUCCGACACGGCUAGCUUGACCCUCUACCAUGGCCUAAAUCUUCAAGUACUACAAUAGCAAUAUUUUCUAAAUUCUCAAGUAAAUAAUUUAAAUAACCGGAAACAAUGGCUCUAAUGCUUAGAAAAUCAGUUUUACCCAAAAACAUUUCUUUACUGAAAUGUAUGAAGGGGCGGCCCAUUGCAUCGGCCAGCUUCAAGAAAAACCCAGCUGUUCUAUCUAACAACGCUUGGAAGAAAGUCAUCCGAGGAUACUCCCGGAAACAAUUUGAACGCCCAGAGCCAAGUGUAAGGAACAUGAAGCUAAACCCGAAUACCACGAGGCCGUCCUUUGUACCGCGCAGAAGUAUAUCAUCACCAUGCAUAUCAACUAGAAUUCCGGAACGCUUUUCGACCUUAAGACAUUCCCGAUCCAUGACGAUCCAAGCCAGGUUGUUCCAAUACCGAUGCUAUUCUCGGUUCUGCGGUGUGCAGGCCUUAAACGCUGCUGGAACGUGCAGCUGCCUCCCACCACCUUGCGAUUGCCCACCCAAGUGCAUCCAAUACAUGACUGGCUAUUACUACUAUCCGUACGGCACUUGGUUUUGCGGGCCUUAUCAUGUGACUGGGACCUGCGCUCCAUGUGGCGGCCCCGUGACACCUGGUGGGCCGUGUGGACCCGGUGGUCCAUGUCCCGGAACUCCGUGUGGCCUUCCCGGCAUCACUCCUUGUAAAUGCGGCCCAUGUCUACCGUGCUGCGGGUGCGUUUUAGAAAGUGGUACAAGUAAUUACACAAUGUCGCAUCCGCACUGCGUACCAUUUGCGUCUGGCGUUCCUGGACCAUUUCAAGGAACAGUAGACAUGUAUGGACAGUUUGGGUCCGGCUUGAGCAGUGGUGGAUCGUCAGGUUAUAAUACCAGUGGUUUCCAUGAUCCAAUGAAUGUAUUUGCAUCACACGGAGUACCUGGUGGUUUCCACAACGGGCCGAUGGAUUUUUCAGGACAAUACAACCCUUACUCUCCGUAUCAGGGGUCUUACCCACAGCAGACGUUUGAUCCUAACAUGCCGUUUUAUCCAUCGCAACAUAACGCUAACCAGAGCUGUGGGCCGUGCUACAAUGUUCCAAUUCAGCCAGUUGAAGUAGAGCCGUUCAUGAUGCCCGAAAACAUACCUAAGCCUGAAUUUUACACGCAACAGCAACCGCAACCAGCACCAGAAGUGAAGCAGAAGACGAAAUGCAAUGCUUUUCCAUUAUACCCUAAACCAGAGGAGAGAAAAGACUCGAAAGGAACCUCGCCCGCUGCUGAAUGUCUGACAUCAGCAGCCUACUCUUAUCGGACUAAUCCUUUGCCAAAAUCGCCCAAGUUUCAAAUCCCAACACCGUAUAGGACUAGAUUUGAAAAACCCAGACCAUAAGUCGAUAUUUAAACUUAGGAUAAAAUAUUUAAAAUUCUAGUAACGUAAAUAUUGACUUUAUAUGGUGAACGACUAAGUGAAAUUAGUACACAACUUAGUUGUAAAAUUGACCAUAUUAAUAUUAAAAUAAAACGUUCAACAUUUA